AUGAAGACUUUGAGAUUAAGGUUUCUUACAAGAGUAAACUCUUUUGGCAAAAAAUUAAUAAGCUCGUCUGAUUACUUUGCUUAAUAACCACAGCUAAGGAUAUAAAAAUAAAAAAAAUUUUCUACAACUUUAGGAGCAUUUAUGACUUAUUGUAUAAUUACAGUUUGCAUUAUUCAACUUAUUUCUUAAAUUCAGGAUAUCUUUGAUAAGAAUCAUCCUAAUGUUAUCACUUCAGAAUUUUAAUUAUUCAAUACUGAUGUAUAUUUAAUGUUUUAGAAAGGAAUACAUUUUAUAUCCACAUAAUUAUACUGUUGCAUUAGCCUUAACAAAUGGCAAACUUUAAACAAUUUAAGGGUAAAACUUAUAUUUUAAUAUCUCCAUAAUGAACUGUAAAAGAUAAAGAUAUAUAAAUGAAACAAAUGGCUAAAAAAUACCUAAAUUAGAGUAUUGACAUAAAAAUAUAUAUGUAGUUGUUAUUAUUAUCCAGUUGAAGAAUGUACAGAUAAACAUUUUCCAAGCGAGUUUUAACAAAAAUAUUUUAAAUCUUUUAAUAAGUCUGGUUUAUAUUGUGCAAAAAUUAGCAAUUGGAAUGAAAGGCCAAUAAAGCUCUAAGGAACUCCUUAAUCAGAUGUAUUUUAAUAUAUUGAUAUCUUUAUAUCAAAAUGCAAAAAUAAUACAGAAUAUCAAAAUUGUUCGUCAGAUUAAGAUAUAAAUUCACUAUUAUCAGGAAAUUAUUUGGCUAUUCAUUCCUCUGACAGCCUUACAAAGAUGUAAGAGUAUAAGAAUUCUUUUGAAAAAAUCAUUUCAGCAUAAUAUUAUUUUUAUUCAGUCAGCAUUACGAAAACUAUGUUAUCUUAACUAAAAUUAAUAGAAGUUUUAUCAGAUAUAGGGUUACUUACCACAAAUAUAUAAAAAGAAUUCUCUUUUUAAUAAUUGACGGUUAAGGAAGCAUCAGAAGUAUAUAACAAUUAAUAUAUUUUUAAAUAUGGCAUAAUUAUAGACUAAAGAAUGGCUUAGUACUCAAGAACUUACUAAAAAUUACAAAACGCUUUUAGUAAUAUUGGAGGAUUAUUUCAAGUAUUAAGUUUAAUUUCAUAAAUAUUUUUAAAUCCUUUUACUACAUUUUUAACUGAAAUUGAAAUGGCAAAUGAAUAUUUUAGAUUUGAGUCAAAUAGUAAAGGAAAAAAGAAUAAUCAUAAACAUUAGAAACAAAAAAGCUUUUUCAUACCUUAGGAUUAAUGUUAAGAAAUUGUUGAAGAUGAGUUGCCUAAUACAUCAGGAAGAGUGUAAAAGGAAAAACAAAAAUAAAUUAUUUAGUCAAAUCGGCUUGAAAACAGCAUAGAUAUUUAAAAGUUUUUAAACUAUUAGCAAUUACAUUAAAAAAUGUCGAAAUAAGUUAUCUUUCAACUUGCAAUUUGUUGUAAUAGAUAAAAAAAUAAAUAAAUACACUAUGCUAUUGAUAAAGUUAUGUCAAAAUUAGAUGUAUCAUUCAUUAUUUAGAAGUUACAAGAGUUAGAUAAAUUGAAAUAUUUACUUUUAUCAAAUGAUCAAAUUAAUCUAUUCAAUUAUAUUCCAAAACCAUUAAUUCCUUUUGGAGUUUUUGAAUAGGAAUUUUAAGAAAAUAUACAAAAUUUAGAGUAAAAGAUAUCAUACAAAUUAAUAUUGGAUGAUGAAAAAUCUGAAAUAACAAAAAUUAAUGAUGCUUUUAAAAGCUAUUAAAAUUUAAAAUUAAAAUAAUACUUGUCCUAAACAGAUAAAUAGAUAUUAGAGUUUUUGGAUGAUGAAAUCAAAUGUACUUUUGAUUAACUUUUUGUAUAGAACUUUAGAGGUCUUGAAUCUAGAGAAAAACGACCUGUACUUGAUAUGGAAAGCAUCUGUGAAAGUAGAUUUCCAGUCAGAGAUUCUAUGGUUGAAAGUUGA
Messenger RNA from Paramecium pentaurelia, 1920 nucleotides. Lineage: Eukaryota; Ciliophora; Oligohymenophorea; Peniculida; Parameciidae. The record is from the annotation of a GenBank genome assembly.